Molecule: messenger RNA, 2980 nt
Organism: Lampris incognitus (smalleye Pacific opah)
Lineage: Eukaryota; Metazoa; Chordata; Actinopteri; Lampriformes; Lampridae
Gene: mul2
Product: mitochondrial E3 ubiquitin protein ligase 1a
Exons: 6
Coding region: 169-1242 (357 amino acids)
Biological process (GO): organelle organization; protein ubiquitination
Molecular function (GO): ubiquitin-protein transferase activity
Source: RefSeq, a predicted model, not a curated record
AACUAUAACGAUAGAGGUAUCUUAACCAGCGAUAAUAACUGAUUAAAUGGUUGCCAUUAGUCAACGACUUGUUUCCCUGUAUGGUUUUAGACUGUCACGAUUUGUUCUGACAGUAAUGACUUUGGUCGAAGUAUCAAUUCCAAGGAGGUAAGAGGAGGCGCAGUGGGAAUGGAGGAAUUUCCUGUGAGGACUGUUGAUGUGCUGUGUCUUGGAACCAGCCUCGCUAUCUCCGGCAUCUUCUACUAUGUCUACAGAAAGAAGAAGAAGACGGUGGACAAACUCAAUGAUGCACCACAUUUGCCCUUGGAUGGAAAGCUUACGGAGCUUUUGAAUGUAACCCCAGGAAAAUGUCUGCAGUAUGUUGUCAUUGAAGGGAUAGUGCAACCAAUAGGGGAGCCUCUAAGAAGUCAGUUCCAAGAGGGAAGUGUUGGAGUGGUGCAACAACUCAUGUUGAGAGAACACAAACUGGUGUGGAACAGCUUAGCUCGCACUUGGACUGACAGUGAGCGAGUGCUGCAUCAGAGAGUGAAUGCAGUGCCCUUCAACCUGGCUGGAUCAGAUGAGGCCACUGUCCGGGUGCUCUGUCCCCUUGAGGCCUCCGGGCUGCACAUGGAGAUCAUCCAUGAGAAGUUCCACCAGGCCACCUUUGGCUUCACUGACAUCAUAGGACAGUACCUGAGUGGGGAGAAGCCUAAAGGGCAGUUGGAGACAGAGGAAAUGCUCAAGGUGGGCGCUACCGUGACAGGAGUAGGUGAGCUAAUCCUGGACACAGACCGGGCCCUGAAGCUGCGUCCUCCCACCAAUGGCUCAGAGUUCUUCCUGAGCACGGAAGACUUUGACACCCUGCGAAUGGGGCAGGAGAGUCAGGCAGCUGUGUGGCAGGUGUUGGCAUCUGUCUUUGCCGUGGCUGGGGCCGCAAUCCUCCUCUGGGUGGGGAGACGCUAUUACCGCCACCUGAGGCUGCGCUGGGAGCAGGACAGGCUGAGAAGGGAGUUCGAGAGACUAGAGGCUAGAGCCCUGAGAGCGGGAACGGGCUCAGCAGAAAGCAGGGCUUCUGAAGAUGGGGCUGAGGUACCUGUAGAAAAUGCUUGUGUGAUAUGUCUUAGCCAGCCCCGAGGCUGUGUCUUGUUGGACUGUGGGCAUGUGUGCUGCUGCUUUGGCUGCUAUCAGGCCCUCCCUCAGCCCACCUGCCCCAUAUGUAGGCAGACCAUCAAGAGAGUGGUGCCUCUGUACCAGGCCUGAGUGCAACCCCCACCCCACCCCCAAAUGGAACCUGACCACCCUGCAAAUACUAGUUCUUCUGUCAGCUUAACACUUUCAAGGUCUCAAUCCCAGUACAAAUACUGUAGAGAGGACAAAGCUAACUUUGUCUGGUUAUCUUAAAACUACCUAUCAGUAGUUUGGUGUUCUGAAGAAAGAGGUAGUUACAAAAAAUGUGAAGUUAUAAUACAUUGUGAAUAAUCUUACCUCGAUGUGUUUGUCACUGGUUCAGCUGUAGAGCUGGUAGUACCGGCUCAGGCUCAUAUACUGUAAAACUGCAAUGGAUUGCACAUCGCCAGUAACAUCUGGAUAUUUAUUACAUGGACGCACACGUUCAAUGAAAUCUCCAAAGGAAAUGUCGGAUCAGUGCCUGUGGAGAAGAUGGAGACAAAUUUGCCCGGCUUGUAGAGGAGACCAAUAACCCAAAGUUAUGGGUCUCCAUUACAAGGCCGGUAUAUUUGUCUCCAUCUUCUCCACAGGUGAGAAUCCGGGGUAAAGAAACCGACCUCUACCUGUGCAUGAAUCGCCACGGCAAGCUCGUGGGAAAGAGGGCCAGUAAUCAUGGUGCUGACUGCGUCUUCGUGGAGAAGAUUCUGGAAAACCCCUACAUAGCCCUGAUGUUGGGACGCUAUCCUGGCUGGGCUUCGCUAAACGAGGGCAUCCCCGCCGUGGCCCGCACACGCUCCCCAACCAGCAGGCUGCUCACUUCUUGAAGCGCUUCCCGCCGGGGCGGGGGGGGCCCAACUUGACCACAGCCUCCCGCUUCAUCAUUGUGAGUUAGCGGAGCAAGCGGGUGCAUGCCUCCAGACCUCGCUAGUAGCAGGUAAUGCUAACUGCCACCACCCCGUUUUCCAAAACCUUGACCUGAGCCGACUAAUGACUCACCCACUCCUCUCUGCAGUUGCACCCCGUUGAACACCUCCGUCUGCUGGAAUAACAAACACUGAAUGUGUUGGAUUCAGUGUGUUGGGUUAUUAUUAUAUAAUUACAUAUUAAUUCAAACUUGGCCGUACUAAAUUGUCCCUAGGUGUGAAUGUGUGUGUGUGUGUGUGUGUGGGCCCUGUGAUGGCCUGGCGGCCUGUCCAGGGUGCCUCCCCACCUGCCGCCCAAUGACUGCUGGGAUAGGCUCCAGCAUCCCCCGCGUCCCUGAGUGCAGGAUAAGCGGUCCGGAUAACGGAUGGGUGGAUGAAUAAGCUUUUCAAAUCAUUUAAUAUAUGUGUGUGUGAAUUCACUUAUUACUGUUUAAGUUGUUAUGUUGGUAACGUGGCAUUACUGGACAAACUAUGUCGUGAGAAAGUGUGUACAUAUAUAAAAUACAGAUAGAAGUUUAUUUUCCUACAUGUUUGAGGGCACGUGCCUUGAUAUGGUGAUUGAACUUGCAGUCGCAGAGUGGUUGCGUAUAACACAGUCGUUCUGCCCUUGUCACAAGAAGACACGUUGUUCGUACCGCUGCUUCAAAACACUAACACAACUUAGUAACAAGUCUCUGGAAGAAGUUCCUCGCCGUGGGGGGAAAGAAAUCGGAAUAAUUGGAAGUCACCGAAACAAAGACUCACUUGCAACCUUUUUUUUUUGUUGUUGUUUUUGUUUGGAAAACCAAUAACUCCAAAUUGUAAGUGGCCUCACAGGUGAUGUUGAUUUAACAUAUUGGGCGUUGCUGUAGGAGAGACGAUGUGGAAACCGUCGCGUCUGUUGAAGCGACGGGGUCAAUAAAGCAGCG